This is a messenger RNA of Schistocerca gregaria, 3826 nucleotides long. RefSeq names its product asparagine--tRNA ligase, cytoplasmic (gene AsnRS). Lineage: Eukaryota; Metazoa; Arthropoda; Insecta; Orthoptera; Acrididae. The transcript has 11 exons. Bases 1142 to 2818 code for a protein of 558 amino acids. Gene Ontology annotation, molecular function: nucleic acid binding; asparagine-tRNA ligase activity; ATP binding. Gene Ontology annotation, biological process: asparaginyl-tRNA aminoacylation. The record is from RefSeq and is a predicted model, not a curated record. Gene Ontology annotation, cellular component: cytoplasm.
AGUGAAGGUGCCAGUGCUGCGAUUAUAAGAGGGUGCCUCUGGAUCGGAGGGUUGCGACUUCGAUUACGGGUUAUGUCAGAGAUUUUCUUCGCUCGUGGACUGCGUGUUUAUGCUGCCAUAAUCAUUUCGUCUCAUAUUCGUCUAUGUGGCGUAUUCUAGAAAGAUUUGCAGAAGACGAGGAAACAGCCCCAUCAGGUUCUCCCAGCCAAUAAUGCCAUGCGAUAAUUUCAAUUGCCACUCCCCCUCCCCUUGCAGCUAUAAUGCAGGAGCAAGACACGCCUCCUAUCGUUCCCGACAGCUACCACUUAAGAGUGAACUUAAUGUGUAGACAGUAAAUGAAGAAAGCCUCUAAGGUCGGUCCCAUCAGACUACGCGUUGAGUGUCAACUUAGUUUACGCUAGUAUUGCAUACCUAAAGAUGGAAGUACACCCAUUCGUACAACAUCGUGACGUCCUGCGAAUCACUGAGUGUUCACUUGAACUGAUAAACUGUACACAUUCGGGUGACCUUUCUCCACCUCUGUGCUGCAGUUUUGGGUCUUGAAUGCAUUUUUAAUGAUGCAGGGAAUAAGAAAAGAAAUUUGAAUAGGAAAUAAUUAGUAUCGGUAUUCCUCAUUAUUUCCCGUUCAAACGCAUCAUGUACUGGAGCGUGAGUUCGAAGGACAGAGUUAUUUUAUAUGCUGGACAGAACUGAAUUAAAAUAUUUUGUUUGAAAGAGAAUUGCAUUCAUUAAAAUCCGAGCAUUUAACUCUAAAAAAAUGCAUGCAUCCCUGUCUUAACAUGAAUAGCACAGUUAUUAUACAUUUUUAGACAUUUGACUGCUGGAAUGGCGUUUAUGUUAAAUAAUCCGACGGUAAUUCAAAUUUCAUGCUAGAGAAAUAAAAAGUAUUAUCCACCAAUGUCAAAGGUUACUGCCACGAUGAGCAAUUUCUUUGAGAUGGCGCAGAAGCGCAUAUUGAUGAUGAAUGCAAGUGUUGUAGGUUAAGUGUCGAGCAGUGUAUGAAUGUUUUUACUGUAGUGUUUGUGUUGACAGUUAUUUAGGACGUAUUUCGCCCCGUUUUCAGAUACAGUGACGAAACUCGUAGACGACGCCGGCCACGCUACCACGCUUUGACCGUCGCUGAUACAUCUUGUUACUGAAAAUGCCGGAGGUGACAGCCGACGUCGGAAAAUUGGCUAUAGGUGAAAUUUUCACCUCUGAAAAGAGUGGAAACGACGAGUCCGGAGAUGGAACAGAAAGUAAACCUUUUAAAACUAUUCUGCAAGCAAUGCGACACGCAGGACGUGAACCGUUUCCAGUAAUCUAUGUUGAUUCCAAAACUGAUGAUCAGAGGUAUGAACCAGCAGCCAAAUCACAACUGAAAAAGGUACAGAAAAUAUGGACAAGGGAAAAUUACAAGAAAGCAGACGCUGCUAAGAAAGAAGAAGAAGAUGCCGAAAAAAGAGCAAAAAAUUUAGAAGAAGCCAAGAAAAUUGUAAUUAAACAAGAUGAGAGUCUACCAAAGGCCAAACAGAUAAAAAUAAAAUCUGCACCUUCGAGUUGUGACACAAGAGUAAAAAUUUAUGGCUGGGUGCAUCGUUUGCGCAGGCAAGGGAAGGCCUUGAUGUUCAUCACUCUGCGUGACGGGUCUGGCUUUCUACAGUGUGUUCUGAAUGACCUGUUGUGUCAGACAUAUGAGGCUAUUGUCUUGACUACAGAGUCAUCGGUCCAGUUAUUUGGAACAGUCAAGAAGGUUCCUGAGGGUAAAACGGCACCUGGGGGUGUUGAACUUCAUGUCGACUAUUGGGAGCUAAUUGGCACAGCCCCUGCAGGAGGAGCAGAUGCUGUCCUCAAUGAAGAAGCCUUACCGGAUGUACAGUUAGACAACAGGCACAUUAUGAUUCGUGGUGAGAACACAUCAGCAGUGCUGCGUGCACGAUCCGCAGUGCUGAAGGCAUUCCGUGACCAUUAUGCAGACAGGGGCUACUGUGAAGUCACUCCACCCACUCUUGUACAAACACAAGUUGAGGGUGGUUCAACUUUGUUUAAGCUUGACUAUUUUGGUGAAGAGGCAUAUUUAACACAGAGUUCUCAGCUGUACCUGGAGACUUGUUUGCCUUCUCUGGGGGAUGUUUACUGUAUAGCAGAGAGCUAUCGUGCUGAACAGAGUCGCACAAGGAGGCACUUAGCGGAAUAUACCCACAUUGAGGCAGAAUGUCCUUUUAUAACAUUUGAGGAUCUUUUAGAGAGAUUGGAGGAUCUUGUAUGUGAUGUUGUGCAAAGGGUGUUGGAUUCACCUGUAGGACAAAUUGUCAGUGAUCUCAAUCCUGAUUUCAAGCCCCCGUCGCGACCUUUUCUGCGCAUGGAUUACGGUGAAGCCAUUGAAUAUCUACGUAAAAAUAACAUUAAAAAAGAAGAUGGCAGUUUUUAUGAAUUUGGAGAGGACAUCCCUGAAAUGCCUGAGCGGCGCAUGACAGAUGCAAUUGGGAAACCUAUAAUGCUGACACGCUUCCCAGCUCACAUCAAAUCAUUUUAUAUGUCGUUGUGCCCAGAAGACAACAGACUGACAGAGUCUGUUGAUAUUUUGCUGCCAGGUGUGGGUGAAGUCAUUGGCGGAUCCAUGCGUAUUUGGCAGUUGGAACCUCUUCUGCAGGGUUAUGCCCGUGAAGGAAUUGACCCUACACCAUACUAUUGGUAUACUGAUCAACGACAGUAUGGCAGCUGCCCACAUGGUGGUUAUGGGUUAGGUCUUGAACGGUUCCUGUGCUGGUUACUUGCAAGACAACAUAUUCGUGAAGUUUGCCUUUAUCCAAGAUUUCUUGAGCGCUGUAAGCCAUAAACUAUUUCUAAUUUAUAUGGGCCUUUCACAGUUGGUCAUUCCACACAUUGUUAACUGUUCAUAGUUACUUGGAUUAUAGUUACAUUGUGUUAUAAAAAGAAAGCAAUAGGAGUUUCAAGGGCUAAGAACUUUUGUGGCUGUAAUUAAACACAUGAUUGCUCUGAACUGGCCUUGAAAGUGAAGUUCUUUGGCAUCAGAAGAAAUAAUUGACAGUGAACAGUAAAGCUAUUACAGAAUUCUUAUAGCAUACAGUUAGUUCAUGCCUCAUUCCUACUUACUUUCCUUGCAAGCUCUUGAUGUUCUUCAGGGCAAUUAUUUCUCGUCUUGGUGUGUUGUUAAAUCUAUGCAAGGUUUCAUCCAUAAAAUGUACUUUUUUUCUGGCAAAGUGUACUGCAAUUGAAAAACCAGCUUGUGAUAAUGGGCUUUGCAGUUUCACUGUUGCAUGUAACAUAGGCAGUUUUGUGCAUUGAGGCAGUUCAGGGUCACAGGAGUGUGAAUCUGUUUUUUAAAGUGGUCUGACAUAGCAUUUGUAAGUGAAAAAGUUCAAUACAAAACAGAAUGUCUGAAAUUUUAAUGAGCACAAGGAGUGAAUGCUGGAAAAAAGUGGUUAUAAUUUCUGGCUGAAUUCUGUAAUUAUUGUUACAAUGGCUGUUACUGUUUACAUCUGUUGCAGUUCUGCAGUAGUGCUUUUAACUGUACUGUGUUUUGUGUAGAAGGAACAUCAGAUCUUAUCAACAACUUAUACAGAAACUAUAACAUUGGUGAAAAUAAUUUUCCGUGAUUAAAGUGUUUUAUUCAGGUACAACCAUACCAAGAUGAAAAUAAAAGCUCUCUUAGGGUGAUGUGAUUAAGUAACAUUUGUAACAGAGCUGACAAAUGUGGGAUGUUAUUAAGGGAGGUGUAAAACUGAAAGGAUUGUGAAGGCUUGUUGACAGCAGCUUCAAUGCAAAUUGCACCAAAAUCAAAAAAUGUGCUUUAUGGCAAUAAUAAAAAUGUUUAUUAAAUGAC